UAAAUUUCAAAUGCUAACAAUUCUCUUGCUUGGCAGUUAGCUAUCUUCAAGUUUGUUUAAGUUUUUAAAAUAAAGAUAUAGCUAUUCUAAUUGAGUAAAUGCAAAUUGAUUUUGUGGAGCAGAAUACUCGCUCAAAAUAUGUCCACGUCCAGUAAAUUGCCGAAACCGUCAGGCUUAAAAGUGCCACAAAUUCGAGUGCCAAUAAUCAGAGCCCAGGACACAAAUUCAAUACUUAGUUUUCAUGGUAAACCUGCGGCAUUACAUCGACGUUCUAAGUCUGUUACUGAUUUGACUAGUGUCGGAGCUAGAGAGAAACUGUUGGAUUUUAAAUUACCAGCAAGGGCUCCACCAACAAAGGUUAAUGGUGUUAAGGAGCUUAAGGCCCCACCUCGGCCUCCACUAAGUACAUUCCCUUCUAAUUUUAAACAGCAGUCUGUAGGUAUGAGACGUCGUUCAAAAUCGGUUACUGACCUUAGUAGUCUCAGUCGAAGUAGACCAAUUGAUCUUAAAAUGUUGCCUGAGGUAUUGCAAAAAGUCCCCCAGACUGAAAUAAAAAAGCAAGCACCCUCAAAGGCUGUAAAGAAACAGGCAGUUCCUCUGAAAGCAAAGGUUGAAGUUACAAAAAAAACUGCUUCCAAAAGACCUUUACAGGAGAAUAUUGAGGAUGGAGCAACAAAGCCGAAGGUUUACAAGAAACUUCCUGAAUGGGACUAUAAAGGGAGGUUUUCUCAAUUGACAGAGAAAUAUAAAAUUCUAGAAGAACAAACCAGUAACUUAAAGAAAAAAUCUGAAACUGCAAUAUCAGAAUACACCAAAAUUGAAGAAGAAGUCAUAGAUUUGCGCCAAAACCGGAAGAUUUUAGAAAAACGUUGCCUAAAGUUUGACGAAAUAUCAGAGGAGCUUACAAAAUUAAAACCCUUGUAUGAAAGUUUAGUUGAGGAACAUAAAAAAGCUGUUGAGGAACUUAGCAGUUUGAUAGUUGAAAAUGAAAAAAAUGCUUCAGAAGCCAAAAGAAUUAAUGGACUUUAUAAUAAUUUACAACAGGCUCAUGAGAAGAUCACAGAGCAAUAUCAAGAUGUUACAGCUAAAUAUGAAAAGCUCAGCAAAAUAUCUGCUAAAGCACUUGACAAGGUAGAAAACUUAACGAAAACUCUAGAAGAAAGGGAUGAGGAGAUUGUAAAUCUUAAAAACCAAGUCGAAACGUUGGAAAGUUCAGUAUUUGACCUGGAAACCAAACGACGUAUGAUGCACAAUGUAAUUCAGGACCUAAAGGGUAAUAUAAGAGUAUUUUGCCGUGUACGUCCACCUCUAUCCUCUGAACAAGACAAAAUGGAAUGCUAUAUAGCGUAUGUAGACGAAAAUGGUUUAGAAUUACGAAAAAGUCAUGAGAGCAUCAGUCAAAUAACGGGAAAAGCACAAGAAACUCGUUCCGAGUUCACUUUUGAUAAAGUAUUCUCGCAUCAGAGCAAGCAGGAAGAGGUUUUUGAAGAUCUAGCCCAGUUGGUGCAGUCAGCAUUGGAUGGAUAUGACGUAUGUGUGUUUGCUUAUGGUCAAACUGGUUCAGGAAAAACAUACACUAUGCAAGGGGAAGAGGGUGUUGCCUCUGGAAUGAUUCCUAGGACAGUAAGGUUGAUUUUUAAGACAAUUUCUAGGUUGGAAAAAGAAGGAUGGAAAUAUGAAGUGCAUGCAAGUUUUUUGGAAAUCUACAACGAAAACGUGCGAGAUUUACUAAACGUAAACAGUAACCAAAAAAUGGAAAUCUAUUUCAACGAAGGCAAAGGUACAACAGUAACGAAUCUGACAAUACAAGCGAUAAGUACCGCAAAUGAGUUGGAACAGUAUAUUAGAAUUGCUCAAACUAAUCGGGCUACCGCGGCCACUAAUUUUAAUGAGCACAGCAGUCGGUCACAUUCAGUCACAAAAAUUUAUUUACAGGGUACAUUCAAAGACCAAAAUAUCGUUUAUAAGGGGUCUAUAAAUCUGGUUGAUCUGGCCGGGUCGGAAAAUGCUAAACAGUCUGUCGGAGAGCGAUUAAUCGAAACGAAAAAUAUAAACAAGAGUCUGUCAACUUUGGGGAAUGUCAUUAGUGCUUUGCAUAACAAGUCGAAACAUGUUCCUUAUAGAGAUUCAAAACUGACCUACCUGUUGCAAUCAUCACUUGGAGGCAGUUCAAAAACAUUAAUGAUUGUAAAUAUCGCGCCUUUGGAAGAAUGCUUUCUUGAGAGCAUUAAUUCUUUAAGAUUUGCCUCCAAAGUGAAGGAAGUGAAGACUGCCAGUAAACGGAAUAAGAUGAUCAUUUAAGCAUAAUUAAUAUAUAUGGAAUUUAUUGUAUAUAAAUUAUUUUAGAGAAAAAGUUUACCAUACCUGUUAAUUUAUGAAUUCAAUUUUAUAUCUUGUCAGAAUUAAAUUGAAAUCUUACUUACCACCUCAAGAUUUUAUUAUUGUGAAUUUCUAAGAACAAAAUUCAAAAUCUUAAAUUAAAAAAAAAUAUUCAAUUGGCGAUUUGUACACACUUUAAAGCCAAAAGCAAUCGGUUAUAAGAAAUGUUAGUAAAUUAAGAUUUUGUCAAUAUUAUAUUUUAUUAUAUUACUUUUUCACA
This is a messenger RNA of Anthonomus grandis grandis, 2599 nucleotides long. Its product is annotated as carboxy-terminal kinesin 2. The transcript is spliced from 8 exons. The record is from RefSeq and is a predicted model, not a curated record. Gene Ontology annotation, molecular function: microtubule motor activity; microtubule binding; ATP binding. Gene Ontology annotation, biological process: microtubule-based movement. NCBI's taxonomy places the organism in Eukaryota, Metazoa, Arthropoda, Insecta, Coleoptera, Curculionidae. The coding region runs from base 139 to 2301 and encodes 720 amino acids.